Helobdella robusta is the source of this 483-nucleotide messenger RNA. RefSeq lists its product as hypothetical. The record is from RefSeq and is a predicted model, not a curated record. Gene Ontology annotation, biological process: response to oxidative stress. NCBI's taxonomy places the organism in Eukaryota, Metazoa, Annelida, Clitellata, Rhynchobdellida, Glossiphoniidae. The annotation marks the transcript as partial. The transcript is spliced from 4 exons. Gene Ontology annotation, cellular component: nucleus.
CAGUUUCGAGAAUUUCUUCCGUCACGAAUUGAUGGUCGGCCGUGGAACCUUGCGUACAGCAGUUGGAAACACGGCUACAGCCUGAAAACGUUGUAUAGACAGGUGGCACUGCUCAGAACAAAUCCUGACGUGGCUCUCCUCAUUGUCAGAGAUUCUAAAAAACAAAUAUUCGGUGCAUUGAUUUACGACGGCAUCCACAAGAAUGAGUCCUUCUAUGGCGGUGGAGAGUCCUUCAUGUUCAGUUUCUAUCAGAGGUUCAAACACUAUCCAUGGUCCAGUCUGAAUGAUUACAUUGCCCGAGGAACAUCCGAAUACUUCAUCGUCGGAUCGUCAGGCGGAUCGUACGGGUUGUCGAUCGAUGACAGCUUAGAGACUGGCAAAACGAACAAGUGCGAAACAUUCCAAAACAACCUUCUGACGUCAUCUGAGGAGUUCAAGAUUGACGCAGUCGAAGUUUGGCACUUUCCAUUCCAACUGAAAUAA